UCAGUGGGAUGAGCACACCCGUUUUGUAGCGUCCACAAAAACAGACACCUGUUCCAGCACUUGGAUCAAUCUUGCUAUCGUUCCCAUGCGCUCCUGCUAGCAUCAUAAUAGGUGUGACCACAAGAUGGUGAUAAGCCGGAAGAUGGUGCCCCUGGUAUCAUUUUUGGCUGCCCUUCGCAUCCUCACCGAAGCACAAAGUUGCAACAACGGAGUAGGAAAAUUGAUGUUCGAAAGAGUUGCCGAUUACAAGCUUUCCGGAACAGGCAGCAAUAGUUUUGGAGGCACCAGGAGAGCAGAAGUUAUUACUAGGAAGGACCUUCCCAUUAGGGUGUUGUCCGAAUGCAUAAGAAGAUGUGCGGAGGACCGCACCACAACACAACAUGUGCCACAGUGUCGAUCGUUCGACUUCCUGCCGGGCAAGAGGCUAAGCCCAGUGCCCGCGCAUGAGGGCAACGACGUCUCGUCAGCCAGAAAUGGGGUCGUCGCUGAAUACGAGGAUUCCAGCUGCUACCUCUACUAUGACCAGGCGUCGCCCGAUGGCAUGGAGACGCUCGUCCAGCAGAACGACGUCUGGCAUUUUAACGAGAUAUGUAUCACAUCUAGCAAAGUGAGCACGGAGUGCAGCAAUCGCUUGUACGUGAUGGAGAGGACCCCCGGUUUCCGAUUCGAGGGGACGAGCGACCGAGAGGUGUUUGCCGUGAACAGGACCGACUGCGAGAGCAAGUGCAUAAACGAGGAGAGUUUCAAGUGCCGCUCUUGCAGCUUCGACAGGGCGGGUUCCGUGUGCAGGCUGAGCAGGGAGACGAAGGCCAUGAACCCCACUGGCUUUGUUUCGGAUGCCAACAGCGAUUACAUGGAGAAUCUUUGUCUUUCAGGCUCCGAUCUGUGCUCCGCCACUGCUCUGAUCCUGGAAGCCGGCAAAGAGUUGGAGGGUGCUUACGAACGUGACCUGUUCUCAGUGCGUGACUUCAAGGACUGCUCGGACAAGUGUAUCCACAGCCUCACAGAGCGAGGGUUCAUGUGCAGGUCUUUCCUCUACUAUGACAAGAGUAAGACAUGCGUUCUGUAUCCGGAUGAUCCGGUAGGAGAUGCUGAGGGCCCAGAUGCACAGAAGCCCCUCAAGCCUAGCACUGGUGACUUGUACCGGCUCUUUUGCGGGACAUCGGAUAGAGAUGCCCUGAUCAACAACCUGACAUUCGAAUGCUAUCGGCGGAAGCGCCUUGACGGACCCCAACAGGCCGAAACCAAGUCAUACUCUUUCCAGGAGUGUUUGGAUGAGUGCAUGAGGCGCUACGGUCGGGACUGUCGGUCCGUCGAGUACAGCUCCAGAUAUCAGUCCUGCCGAUUCAGCCGGUACGACGGCGGCAUGAAACCUAGUCUAGUGGAUGACGACUUUUACGAUUACUACGAGUUCAAGUGGUUUCGAGGUGUGGGCGGCAAUGCAGCCAGUGGAGGUUUUGGAACCCGAGGAGGUGGACCGUGGUCAUCGGGUUCUUCAGGUGGCAUGGGAGGAUCCGGAUCCAUGGGAUCUAUGGGUGGAAUGGGUGGAAGUGGUGCCAGCUGGCCCAGCAGCGGAGGCUCUUCUGGAGGAUCAGCGGGGGCUUGGAGCAGCGGAGGUGGAGGCAGUAGCAUGUGGAGCGGAGGAAGUGGAGGUUCGAUGGGAGGUGGAUCCGCUUCGUGGCCAAGCGGAGGUGGCAGUUCUGCCUCCAAUGCCUGGUCAUCGGGUGGAGGCGGCAUGAGUGCAGGUGGAUGGGUCAGUGGUCCACCAGAUGGAUGGACAAGUGGAUGGACGAGUAGCGGUCUGUUUCCAAGUGCUGGAGUGCCCCCACCACCCCCUGGAGCUGUAUUACCACCUUGGGCAGGACCUCAUUUUGGAUGGCCAGCAUUACCCCCUCUCAUAGGUCCUCACAGUGCCCCGGGACCUUUGUUCCCACCUCCCCCUCCACCCCCUUACCCGCCGAUUCCUCCCCCAGAGCUGUGUGGGAAAUCUGGAGGCAUUGGGACCUUCAAAAAGAUCGGCCACGGCAUGCGCUUGAGAAGCCAUUUUAUCAUCCGGGUGGUCAGGGCUGAGACCCUGCCAGAUUGUGAAAGAGCCUGCAUGGAAACUAGAGAUUUUGCUUGCCUCUCUUUUAAUUUCAGGUCUUUCUUCCCUGACAAUUGUGAGUUAAGUGAUCAAGACAGUCAUUUAGUGCAGAUUGGAAGCCCCUUGUAUUUCGAAUUGGACACUCAGUUUGAUUAUUACGAGCGUGAGCCUAUAGGUGUUUCACCUGGAUGUCUGGAUGUGAGCCAGUCCUGCACAUUGGAUGGUAUGGAAUUCACACUGAAAACACCAGACGGAUUUUAUGGAAGAAUUUACACUUACGGAUUUUAUGACACUUGCUUUUACGAUGGGAACGGCGGAAAUGUGAACGUCUUGCGCAUUUCCAGAGCGAAUGGUUUCCCACGUUGUGGAACUCAGCAAUACGGAGACGUCAUCACCAACAUUGUUGUAGUUCAGUUUAACGAUUAUGUACAGACUUCCAGAGACAAGAAAUACAACUUGACCUGCUACUUUUCGGGUCCAGGGGAAGCAGUCGUUACUUCAAAUUAUUUGGACACUAGAACUGAUGGGAGAUACCCAACACAAAUCGAACACUUACCGGCUCAGAAUGUGCUGACAUCGAGUGUUGUGCUGAAAGUUCUGUACCGAGGGGCGCCAACGACGACGAUUGCAGUAGGCGACCUUCUUACAUUUCGUCUUGAAGCAAGAGGCAACUUCCAUUGGGAGUAUUUUGCUGACAUUUUUGCAACGAACGUUAUCGCCAAGGAUCCUUAUUCCGGACGACAGGUGCAUCUCAUCGACGCUCGAGGAUGUCCUGUUGACUUGUAUGUAUUCCCUGAGCUGCAUCGAACCCCUGACGGGGCUCUGGAGGCCGAAUUUUAUGCUUUCAAAAUUCCCGAUUCGAAUCUUCUAGUAUUUCAAGCUACUGUCCAGACAUGCCGAGGACCUUGCGAGCCUGUUGUGUGCAGCGAAAAGGCCCGACCUGGGACUUUCCCUUCUUGGGGUCGAAAGAAAAGGUCGGUUUCCACCGAGCCCAAAACUGACGAAACGAAGCCUGCCGCGAACGACACAGAUGCCGUCGAAGAAGAGGAACCAGAAGAGGUGCACGAAUUACUCAAAGUCUACCUCUCGAGGUCUGAUAUUCCACCAGAAGAAAUCACGCCAGUGAGUGAUAAGAGUUCGACAGUUUGUGUUGCCCAAGCUGGCUACUAUGGAAUGAUAGCGACGGUUGUCCUUCUGAUGUGUCUUGUAGUCGCCGUGGUGGCCAUGUCAUACUUCUUCAUCAGGAGAACGAGAAGAAUGGUGAAGAAAAUGGCAGCAUCUGGUAUGGCUCCAACGAAUCCAGACAGCUCUUACGUUUCUCAGUUUCAAGUAAGAAAUUUCGCGGAUCCAAGUGAGCCUAUUUACACAGAUCCGUCUUUAUUCGAAAGACCUCGAAAUACUUUACGAAGCAUGACGGCUCGUACUUUAGGUAAACUAAAUAACGAUGUGGACUGACUUGAAACAAACUUUAGUCUCAAGUAUGGUAAAUUUAGAACGAUUCCUAGCUCCUUGAAGGAGAAAGGAAUGCAACAGUGAUAACAGAUGAGAGAAAAGGACAAUUGAUAUUUUUCUUUACUUUUUAUAUUUCAUUUGAAUUUCAUUGCUAUAACCCAUCAUGAAUUUGCUUCCAAUCUGGAAAUUGCCGGGUAUUCGAACAAUUAUAUACAGAACUUGAAAUAUUCCUGCGUCAAGUGUUUCGCAUUUUUUUUUGUGCAUUAUUUUUUUUCAGGUUUUAUUUAACAAAAACUAUUUGUGCUUCAAGCUUACUUUAUCUUGAAUUGAUUCUAUCAUUCUUGUAUAUAUGUUUAUUAUAGCAUACUUUAUAAGUAUAUAUUGAUAUUUUUUAUUAAAGGGCUCCCAAAAAAUAUACAACAAAGACUUUUUUGUAAAUUUAAAAAAAAAAUAUAUAUCAUAAAAAUAAAAAAACAACAACAAAAAACAAAGAUGGGGGGGGGGCAAAAAAACCUAAUAUAAUAAUAAUAAAAAAAAAUUUGCUUUUCUGUUAUGUAAAGCAGCUGGAAAGAAUAUUGAAAAAAAAAAAUGAAAGAGAAUAUGAAACAAUUAAUACAGGAAAUAACUGCGAUGGAAAAAAAUAAACAAAUAAAUAAAAAAAUUUCUGAACAAGGCAGAAGGAAAGAAUAUUGAUAUUUUUUUAAAAAUAUUUUUUGCCUUAGGAGUAAGGAUAUUUUUUAUAAAAUAUGUCCACAAAAUUUAAAGUUAAGGGUUAGAUUAUUCAAAUAAUUGAGAAAAAAUAAUGUGAAUAUAAUUUUAAAAAAUAACCUGCUUUUUUAUUAGAUAAUUUGCUCAAAAGAAUUUAGACAUAUUUCUAAAAUUUUGUAUACUCAUUAAAAAUGAAUUACUUUAAGUGAAUUUUUCAUUAAAUCAAAAGUUUCAGUUGUUCUUUUUCAAUCUUCUCGGGACAAAAAGUGAAAUUUAUAGGCUAAUUUUUAUUCUAUAUUAAUGUAAAACAAACUAAAAAAAUUAUAUUGCAGAUUUGCAUUACAGAAAUUUAAUAUUUAUUGAAAAAUUUGAAAAACAGCAAUAUAUUACCUGAUUCUUUUAAUUUCUCUUUCAUUAAAAUGGUAUAUAAAA
Molecule: messenger RNA, 4675 nt
Organism: Argiope bruennichi
Lineage: Eukaryota; Metazoa; Arthropoda; Arachnida; Araneae; Araneidae
Exons: 19
Coding region: 125-3538 (1137 amino acids)
Source: RefSeq, a predicted model, not a curated record